Molecule: messenger RNA, 1935 nt
Organism: Penicillium salamii
Lineage: Eukaryota; Fungi; Ascomycota; Eurotiomycetes; Eurotiales; Aspergillaceae
Source: the annotation of a GenBank genome assembly
AUGAAUACCGAAACCGAAAUGACUUCGUUAAACGAUACGCACGAAAGUGAUGCACGCGACUCAUCUAAGAAACCACUUGACACUACGAAAACUUGGAAACGCUUUUGGUUUGAUACAUGGCGAUGGGAGAUCUUGGCAUGGGCAUUUAGCAUUGCUUGCUUCGUGGGAAUCUGCAUUCUACUCAAGAUAUAUGAGAACAAACAACGACCCCAGCUGGCAUACAAACUAUCACUCAACGCAAUAAUCUCGGUCCUCGCCACUGCCUGCAAGUCCGCGUUAUUUCUAGUGGUCGGAGAAGCGGUGUGCCAGUUGAAAUGGCUCUAUUUUCAAGGUCCGAGGCAACAAAGAUUAUCUAGCUUGCAGGAGUUCGACAAUGCUAGCAGAGGGCCGCUAGGUUCGAUUUCUAUCAUCCUUUCCCAUCGAGCACAGUCGCUUGUCAGCCUUGGUGCGGCGGUCAUUGUUAUUCUUCUCGUGUUCGAGCCAUUCAUGCAACAAGUCAUCAGCUAUCCCGUACUGCCGGUCAAUAUUACCGGUGGCCGAGCGGUUGCAAAACAGCUUCACGGGGCCUUAGUGUCCCCUGAAGAUUUGGUAAACUUGACAAGCGGCGAGGCCUUUAGGAAUUCUGAGGGCCUGUCAAAUGACUUCGCAGCCGCCUGGGUACAGGGCCUUUGGUCGAGUGAAGGGUUUGAAGUUGCCCCGGUAUGCUCGUCGGGUAAUUGUACGUGGGAAGAGUUCACCUCGGCCGGGAUUUGCAGUCAAUGCUCCGAUAUGACGGCUUCAGCUGGGAUAGAGUGCAAUACACCAAGCCUAGAUCCUUCAUUCAACACGACUUGUCAAAUCAAGAUACCUGAUGGGGAUGCUUACAGUUUCUCCGUCAACACCUCAUUGCCAGAUGAAAUUGGCAUAGCCAAAUUUACCCUUCCAUCCUCAGUUUUCUGGCGCGUCUAUGACAAUGGAAAUCCGGCUAUGAAUACAUCUAUGGCUCCUUAUGUCACCUUUGGAAUGCGUUCCCCAAUAAUAGCAUACGGGUAUGCUAAAGUCAACAUUUCGAUACCACCCCACGUUUCAUCAUUCAAUUCCAGCAUCAUAUCUAUCGGAAAGCUGACUGUCUGUGGUCUCGGAGAUUGCUUGCGCAACUACAAUGUCUCUACGAGAAAUGGCCAGCCUUCCAUACAGACUGGAGACCCAGAGUUUGGCAUGAGAUAUAACAAACAGCGUCAUGCCAUUAUUACUGGUCCCGAUUCGAAGUUCCAUUACGCACCGGAAGAUGGUUCUGUAUUCACAUCUUGCUGGGUCCCCGAUGAUCAAUCUAAAGCUGAUUUCGCAUAUUGUGUACCCUGGACCAACUCUUCCUUACCCAUGUUCUCGCGAAGCCAUUAUUCCUUUCCCCAGGCUUCAGACACUGAAUCCCUCAAUUAUCACAGUGAUGGAUCUUCCCCGAAUGGGGAUAGAAUACUCAACUAUUUCACCGAUCGCUGUGACAAUAUUGGCUUCGAGAACAUAAUGUCCAACGUUGCCGCUUCAUUCACGAAGCUGCAACUGGAAAAGACAAAAGGGACUUUCAGUGGCACUGCACACAGCAGCGAAGUCUUUGUGAAGGUUCGAUGGGAGUGGAUGAUUCUACCCGGCUGCCUUGUCCUCGCUGGAUCUUGUUUCUUUAUAGCAACAAUGGUUGUGAAUCGAAGAGCCAAAAUGCCUCUGUGGAAGUCAUCGGCCUUGGCGACUUUGUACCAUGGAUUGGAAAAGCAAGAGGAGGAUGAGUUGGUCACUGCGAUCAGCAUGGAACUGCAAGCGGAGAAUUCCAAGGUUCGAUUGACGGAUUCUGGGGAUGGACGCCUGGUUCUACGAAAAAGCCUCAAGUUUGAUAGCCCCAAUCUCCCAGGUCCGGAUCCGACUCGAUUUGAAUCAUCUGCGCAUGAGUAUACUCGGAUUUGA